AUGGGACAUUCGUUGGUCCAGCGUUACGGACUAUUUGCGGAUGCCCAACCUGAGUUGACACUACCCGAGAUGUGGCCCAUUAUCGCUAUUCUCCCCUCGCUCGCGAUGAUUCAAAUCGCGGUUCUCAACCUCCUUCGUCAUCUCGGUGUUUCGCCGGAUGUUGUAGUGGGUCACUCUGCUGGCGAAGUUGUGACCUUUUACGCCAGUGGAUCAAUGACUCAGGAAACUGCCCUUAAGCUUGCGAUAGCGAGAGCUGUCGCUCUGUCAUAUACUGAGGACUCGAGUGAAGAUGCUGGAAUGGUGGCGCUUGGUUGCGGUGCACCACUUGCGUUGGAGAUCAUCAAAGAAAUCAUCGAUGCUUUGCACAACGACUCCCAACAGGUUUUGGAUCUUGCAUGCGAGAACUCCCCAAGCGCGGUAACCCUUUCCGGACAUUCAGCGCUCCUGGAUCGGGUCCUUGAAGUCGCUUCUAUUCGCCAGCUGUUUGCCAGGAAGCUCCAUACGCGCGUUGCAGUGCAUUCGGCUAUCAUGGAGCUUUGUCGAGAACAGUACAAUGAACGAGUUUCAGAUGUGAUCUCAGCCUCAGUCAUCUCAAAGCCCCGUGUCGAGACUUAUUCGACUGUGACCGGGAAAAUACAAACAGAUGGACCCACAGAUCAGUACAUGUGGGACAACACUCGUCUACCUGUACAAUUUUCUUCCGCCAUUGGACUCAUACAUGAAAAACACCCAAAUGCUGUUUACGUUGAGAUCUCACCCCAUCUGGCGCUCACUUCAUACGUCGAAUCAAUGACAGGACGGCCCGUUGUUUGUCCCUUGCGCAGAUCAGGGAAGAAUGAAACAUACCGUGAUGACGAGUCGUAUGUUCUGCUCGAUUGCCUUGGCAGGCUCGCCGUCCAAGGAGUAGCCACGAUCGACUUUACCCGCCUGAGUCCUGCGAACAUUCAAGGCGAUUCAUCUAUUCUGACCUAUCCUUUCUCUCGUAAACCUAUCCCUCUCCUAAAAGGAAACUCGGAAGAUCUUGUCAAAGCACGUUAUGGUCCACUCAACUACAGCAACAUGAAGUUGAGCAUUACGGAUCACGCACAAUUGGCAGAGCAUGUCAUCCGUGAAGAGGCUAUUCUACCUGCCACUGGCUAUCUAGAAAUGGCAUUUGAACGGGGUGCUCGACUUCUCUGGGACGUUCGAUUUGACGCUGCUCUACCCAUUCUGCAACAACCCACGUCAUCCGUCCAUUUCCAGCUCGAAGGAACACAUUGGACAGUAGAGAGCAUCCGGUCGCAGGAUCGUUCCUCGCCAGUGACUUCAAGUGACGGAAAGACGGCCAACAUUCGGAAGCACGCGAACGGCCACCUCUCUUGCUCCAGUCAACAACAGUGCGGCCCCCCGCUGGAUAUCCCAACCAUAAGGGAUAGAUGCAAGUCAUCAAACAUCGAUAUCUAUCAUACAAUGAAGUACUUCGCCACGUUCGGUCCCUCAUACCGGCGCAUAGAAAAGCUCUACAUGGGUAAAGAUGAGGGAUUGAUUCUCGUUCGGGGUGGUGAUAGCUCCUUGGGUUCGGCGGGGUAUAUUGUGCACCCGAUCCUACUGGAUGCAUGCCUUCACGGAGCAGUAAACCCGAUUUUCACUCAAAACACCGACACCAAUUCCUAUUAUCUACCAUCGAGUUUGAAGACGGUCCGUGUACAUCGCUCCUCUCUUCAUCAACAAGGGCAUCUGUGGUCGCACAUCAAACUCAAAGAAUGGAAGUACAACGAGCUCGUGUACGACAUUGAUAUUGUGGACGGAGCAGGACAGCGACUGGUAGAAUUACAGGGCUUGGUGGUCAGCCGGCAUGAAAUCACUCCAGCCCUGUCUGGGAGACCACAUCUCGACCUCGCUUACCAACGAUUUGACCUUCCCACCCUCCCAAGCUCUGACGUGGCAGUAGACUUUUCUCACACUCAACUGCCACUGGGAACCGCGAUAGGCCGUGUCUUGGACAGUAUCUCGCGAUUGGGACAAAAACGGGUUGUCCGCGUCCUUUCACUCGGUUCUAGUGCAAUUCUUGAUGAUGCGGAAUCCAUCAUGAGCUCCAACCCCGACGGAUUUCUAGAAUGUUAUUUCGACAGAGCACACAGUUACAGUUUAUCGGCCAAAGGUAACCUCAUGGUUCGAGUCGUGGCUUCACCAGAAACACUACCGCUUCUCUUCGAUCUCAUUGUUGUGGAGGAUACCAGUUACACCCUUUCGGUCAUCUCAGCUAUGUUAAUCCCAGGGGGAAAGGCACUCAUACAGAGAACUAACGCGCAUGCCGAGGAUGACCUCCAGAUAAAAGAACAAAAUUCCCUUCGCCUACAAGCCAUUCAAUCAGCCACAGACACCGUUUUGAUCGAGGCGCAGAAGUCCACACUCUCCAUGCUUAACGAGCCCUCCACAACUUUUGAUAUGCCAGUAAUUACCUUUGAGUUGGGACGGGAGUUGGACAUCAGGGAUCAGAUCCUUCUUCAGGAGGCAUCUGCUGUUCCCAUUUGGAUCCAAGCACAAGAUGAUAUCCACGGAGGCGCUGCACGCGGUUUCUGCCGUUCACUUUCCCGAGAAUUGUCUGUCAAUGUUCGCCUUGUCAUCUUUCAAGGUGAAUGGUCUGUGGAUCGACGAUUGCAGUUCAUAAAAGCUCUCUCCUCGCUACCUGGACUGGACGACGAGGUGGAAGUCCUAGUCAAUCCCAACGGGAGCCUCUAUGUCCCUCGAUUUGUUCCGGCAAGCCUAGCGACUCCGCUUGAUCAGAGGGAAAAACCCAAAUAA
Marasmius oreades (fairy-ring Marasmius) is the source of this 2784-nucleotide messenger RNA. RefSeq lists its product as uncharacterized. The coding region runs from base 1 to 2784 and encodes 927 amino acids. Gene Ontology annotation, biological process: fatty acid biosynthetic process. NCBI's taxonomy places the organism in Eukaryota, Fungi, Basidiomycota, Agaricomycetes, Agaricales, Marasmiaceae. Gene Ontology annotation, molecular function: fatty acid synthase activity. The record is from RefSeq and is a predicted model, not a curated record. The transcript has 8 exons.